Molecule: messenger RNA, 276 nt
Organism: Morchella sextelata
Lineage: Eukaryota; Fungi; Ascomycota; Pezizomycetes; Pezizales; Morchellaceae
Exons: 2
Coding region: 1-276 (91 amino acids)
Source: RefSeq, a predicted model, not a curated record
AUGCCCGCGCCGCCGCCUCCGUUCCCGCACCACAAGCGUCGGAGACAAUCGCCGCCUAUGAACCGCGCCCACAACAACGACCAAGACCGCCUUCUUCUUUUUGUUCUUCUUCCUGAGGUGCUCUUGUCUCUGGCCGCCGCGCAAGAGAUCGACCAAGCAGCAGUAGCGGAUGAAUGCCGAUUUCUUAGGGAUACUACUAAGGACGUGAACUUGAACGUGCAGGACUGGCAAAAGGCAUCUGGCGCUGGCAGUGUCACCAUAAAAAGUGAGUUUUGA